GAGAGGUGGGCAUAUCAGAGCGCAUUCAGAGCAUUAUUAUCACUAUCAGCAUUAUUUGUCUGGUGACAUUGGCCUCCAUAGAAGGAGACACGUUACAAUAGGUGCAUACCAACAGCGGUUGCCAGUCGUGGCUGCCACCAUAAACUUAAAGGCUAGUGAUAUAUGAGGUUGGAUGAGACUGCACAGAUGUCGGUGACGCGGGUUGUACGCACCAUUCCAUCAUACCUCGCCGCGGGAUUUCAGACUGACUACGAGAAACUUCUGAGUAGAUUUGCAGUGACAGGAAGCGUGAGAUACGAGGAAUUUGCAAAGAUAUGGAAGGAAAUGAGAUUUCCGUUGAUUUUCUGUGGUAGAUCAAGUCAAAAGGAGCUCUGCUUGUUUGCAUCAGAAUGCCUGAGUGCUGCACAAAAGCUCAUGCAGCCUUUGUACACACUGCAAGCUAGAGUUGGAGCCCUGUACUUACUAUAUGGCCUCUAUUUCAUACAACCCUUAGACCCAAGAGAAAGGGUUAGAGUAACUUUACAGCAGUGGAAGGAACUAAUUGAACUGGAAAGUAUAUUAGUCGAACAGCAACACCAUGACGCUAGAUUUUGCCUACUUAAAAUGAAAAUUGACGAAGCCUUUCUAUUUGUUGCAACUACAACAGAGAUGGGGCCUCUUUCAUUAAAGGUCAACACUGAGCUGGAUGGAAUUGCAGAGGAUCUCAAGGCUCAGAAGAGUGAACUUACAGAGCUAACUCAAACGGACAGUUUUGAGCAACUCGAGGCAAUUCACAAUCAGUAUCAGAGCAUGAAGCGUGCCCUCUGCGGCCCGGACGCUUCCGCACCCGACUUCUCUCUGAACGUGGUUCACAAGAAUAUCGCUGCUGUCAUAGGAAGGACAGUAGCAGAACGUGCAACAGACAGGAAAAGGACAUACAGAAGGGAUGAACCGUUGAUGUCAGAAGAGGAUGAAGUAAUAGAUGAAUAUGAAGACGAGCGUGUACCCAGAUCGUCUACAGCUGAUAAACGAAUGGCGAUAAAGAAGAAAGCUAUGAAUCUGGUUCCAACAGCUCCUAAAGACAGAAGACACCGGCAAGCUAAAGCUACGUCUUCGCCGCAACGAAAUGCAAAGAGAGCGACAAGACCCAGAUUGAAACCGACAGAAUUGCCGACUGAAGAAGAAAUGGAAGGAAAGACAACUCUGAGUAUGCCGACUUUCCACGUUGAGACGGAGUGUAAGAAGCGUGGAAGAAAAAGUGCAAAGGCAAAGGCAUCUAGCAGAAUAGGGUCGCCGAAGAAAGAUAAAUCUAGCGUGAAGCCUAUAUCUGAAAACGUGAAGAGUCACAGGGGAAAGGAAGAUGCUUCUGCAUCGAGCCUUGCCACGUCCCCUACCGUGGAGCCGAAUCCUCCGAAACGAAGAAGGAAAGGAAAACAGCCUGUACUUCAUGCUAGUGAACUGUUAGUGAAACGUGAAAAGCCAGCAAAAAAGUCCAAGCCCACCAAAAAAACGAAGGCAUCGUGCAAAUAGACUAAUUCAUUAAAUACUCAAAAGUCACUUGUUUUUCUCCAUAAUAUUAUUAUUAAAGCUGUUCAAUAAGAUGUUGAAUUGAUGUAUGCUUAGUGGCAUUUGAUACAUACGAAUAUUAUUUUUGCAGUAUAUAAUAUAUAAGCAAUUUUGCCUAUUUUGACAUAUUUUAUGUAAUAGUAAAGUGAUAUCAUGUGAUGUUCAA
Messenger RNA from Priapulus caudatus, 1711 nucleotides. Its product is annotated as snRNA-activating protein complex subunit 1-like. The record is from RefSeq and is a predicted model, not a curated record. Gene Ontology annotation, biological process: snRNA transcription by RNA polymerase III; snRNA transcription by RNA polymerase II. The transcript has 11 exons. Gene Ontology annotation, molecular function: sequence-specific DNA binding. Gene Ontology annotation, cellular component: snRNA-activating protein complex. Bases 163 to 1509 code for a protein of 448 amino acids. NCBI's taxonomy places the organism in Eukaryota, Metazoa, Priapulida, Priapulimorpha, Priapulimorphida, Priapulidae.